AUGUUUCAGGUGAUAUUUCGUGAUUUUAAGACGUCCAAUAUUUUAUUAGAUGAGGAUUUCAACCCGAAGCUCUCAGAUUUCGGGCUUGCUAGAGAAGGCCCAACUGAGGGUAACACACAUGUCUCAACCGCUGUUAUGGGUACACAUGGUUAUGCAGCUCCAGACUACAUUGAAACGGGUCAUCUAACAGCAAAAAGUGAUGUGUGGAGCUUCGGGAUUGUUCUAUACGAGAUCCUAACAGGAAGGCGUUCAUUAGAAAGAAGCCGACCAAAAGAAGACCAGAAACUGAUAGAUUUUGUAAGACGAUAUCCAAUCGAUAGUAAAAAGUUUGGGAUAAUCAUAGACCCACGCCUUGAAGCUCGAUACUCCCUCACAGAUGCUAGAAAAAUUGCGAAGUUAGCAGAUAGUUGUUUGCUGAAGAGUGCAAAAGAUCGACCUAAAAUGAGUCAAGUGGUGGAGUCUUUGAAGCAGAUUUUGGAUGUUUCAACUGAAGGAAGCCCAUCAAAUAAAAGUUAUGAGGUUGGUGAUGAUGAACCAGGGGAGUUGACUGAAAAGUCAAAGACGGGGGAAGUCUCGGAUUCAUCCAAGAGGAGAUUGGCUCAGUUGGCUAAGCUGAGUGAACAUGUUGGGGGAGUUAGUAAGAAAGGGUUUAUGAUAAUGCAUAGAGCUAAAGUGUCUUAA
This is a messenger RNA of Lactuca saligna, 681 nucleotides long. Lineage: Eukaryota; Viridiplantae; Streptophyta; Magnoliopsida; Asterales; Asteraceae. The record is from the annotation of a GenBank genome assembly.